Peronospora belbahrii is the source of this 531-nucleotide messenger RNA. The record is from the annotation of a GenBank genome assembly. NCBI's taxonomy places the organism in Eukaryota, Oomycota, Peronosporomycetes, Peronosporales, Peronosporaceae.
AUGUUGGCAGCUGUUACGAAGAGCUUCACGCAAGUCGCUCGUGCAGUUAAAAUACAUCGUGUACCUCUUCCGAGUGUACAGACUUUCCUUUUCUCUACUGAGACAUUAGAAAAGUCAAGUACUGAACCAUUAAAGCGCACGAAGCUUAAGAUCCCGACCAAACGUGCGGCGUCACUACUACAGCAAUUGGAAGCAGAGGCUGUGGCGAAAGCUUCGGUUGGAAAGAAUAUUGAGAAUUUUAAACCUGGUGACUCAGUAGAGGUGCAAUACUUAUUGAGCCGUACAGGAGGACGAGUACAGCGUGUUAAGGGCGUUGUAUUGGCGCGACGAAACCGUGGCACAGGCAGUUCCUUUGUCAUUCGCAACCACAUUGGCGGUUUUGGUUACGAGCAGAAGAUUUUCCUGCACUCGCCGUUAUUGCAGAGCGUCAAGGUGUUGCAGGAGGCCUUCAUUCACAAAGGCAAGAAGCGCGUUCGUCGUGCAAAGCUUUUUUAUCUGCGUGAGAAGGCACCGAGCUUUACGACUGUCUAG